Cadophora gregata is the source of this 426-nucleotide messenger RNA. RefSeq names its product histone H2A.Z (gene HTZ1). Gene Ontology annotation, cellular component: nucleosome. Lineage: Eukaryota; Fungi; Ascomycota; Leotiomycetes; Helotiales; Ploettnerulaceae. Gene Ontology annotation, molecular function: protein heterodimerization activity; DNA binding; structural constituent of chromatin. The record is from RefSeq and is a predicted model, not a curated record. The transcript is spliced from 3 exons. The coding region runs from base 1 to 426 and encodes 141 amino acids.
AUGGCCGGAGGAAAGGGAAAAUCAUCGGGCGGCAAGAGCUCCGGAGGGAAGAGCGGCCACGACAGCGGAAAGAAGCAGCAGAGCCACUCCAGCAAGGCCGGACUCCAGUUCCCUUGCGGUCGUGUCAAGCGUUUCUUAAAGAACAACACCCAGAACAAAAUGCGGGUUGGAGCCAAGGCAGCCGUCUACGUUACCGCAGUCCUCGAGUAUCUGACCGCUGAAGUUCUCGAGCUCGCAGGAAACGCCGCCAAGGAUCUCAAGGUCAAGCGCAUUACUCCCCGCCAUCUCCAGCUCGCCAUCCGCGGUGACGAGGAACUCGAUACCCUUAUCCGCGCCACCAUCGCCUUCGGAGGUGUUCUGCCACACAUCAACCGCGCGCUCCUGUUGAAGGUCGAGCAGAAGAAGAAGAAGGCUAUCGAGGCAUAG